CUUCGUUAGCUAGUGAAGAAACCUACAAAUUUGCUCAUGGUAUAUAUUCUGAUCCUCAGAUUUUUGUCCAUCAUACGUAUUUUCUGCAUCAGGGGUCUGAAAUAAAGCAGUGGUACGAUAAUUUUAAAUGGAAUACGGCUAUUAUUAUAGGGAGUUGUAAGUACAAUAAUGUAAGAUUUAACAAUGGAAUGCGCUGGUGAUCCACCACAUCCUCCUGUAGUUGGUAAAGUAACUCCUUUCAGUAUUGAGCUCUUAUGGAAAAAUGCACUUGUGUUGGAGAACAGACAGCAACGUGUUAAAUAUAUUGUACAAGAAGAAGAAUUGGGUGGUCUGGUGACAAAGGGGUAUGGAACAGUAUAUAGUGGAUUUGCACAUAGAAAUACAUUCACCGGAUUAGAGCCUAGAACAUUGUAUCGGUAUCGCAUCAAAUAUAAAUUUGAUAAUUAUGAAACGCCAUAUAGUCGUCCUGUUGAAGUGGCAACAACAAAGAAACCUCCAUCAGGUGAUGACUUGCAUCGAGCCGUUCAAAAGAAUGAUAUUAAAAGUGUAGUGAAGUUACUACAAGUCUUACCAAAUGAAUUGAUCCAUGCUCCUGAUAAAUAUGGCUACUCUGCUCUAAUGACGGUUGCCUUCAAAGGCUUCAAACAUCUGGCCGAGAUACUUCUUGAGAAUAAUGCUGACGUUAGCUAUCAAAACAACAAUGGAAAAAAUGCAUUGUUGAUGGCGUGCUAUGCUGGUAAGUUAGAGAUGGUGAAGUUACUACGGGAAAAAGGCGCAGUAUGGGAGAGUUCUGACAACAAUGGAAGUACGCCACUCCACCUUGCUGUUGAUGGCGGUAAUGUUGAUCUUAUACGUUGGAUGAUAAAGGAUGGUUGCCCUGUUGAUACAAAAGAUCGAACGUCUGGUUGGACACCACUGAUGCGUUUGGCAUCAACAAAUGGAGAUGUUAACGCUGCGGAAAUUCUCAUAGCACACAAAGCAAACAUAGAUGCUUCAGAUAAUGACCGAAAGUCUGUCUUAAUGAUGGCAGCGUUAAACGGACAUUCAGAUCUAGUGAAAUUGUUGUUAUCAAAAGGCGCGAAAAUCGAUUCGAAGUCUAUGCAUAAUAAAACAGCCCUUGAUUUUGCUCGAUCAUUUGAGUAUGAGAAAAUAGUUCAGAUGCUUGAGGACAAGUACAAAGAAAUGAGAUUUGUUUAGAUAAUCAAGAUAGCAUAAGCUAUGAGCGUUGCUUUACAAAAAAGCCAUCUUUCUUUGUGUUGUGGAGUGUGUUAAUCUUUUUCACUAUUUAUGGCGUUAAAAUUCUUUUGAGCUCUUUCAAUAUUUAAGUUAGAAUCACAGUGACAAGCCUCGAAUUUCUUAUAGAAACGUUAAAACGUAUAUAUUCAGGCAGGUUUUCACGCAGUGAAUUGUGGAUGGCGAAUAAGCUGCAAAAAUGUUUUUUGAAUGCAAGUAAAAAAACUAGUUAAUUACGUAGUUAUUUUGACUUCUAUCCAGUACUGAAGUUUCCAAAAAUAAGCGCUAAUUACGUUCUGAUUGGUUAAAAGUUUACUGCGAAAUAUUUCGCUGCUAAAAAAAAGAUACUGCGCCUGCUCAGAUACAUUUCGCCGUCCAAUUAGCUUCGUGGAAGGCAUUUGCGCAAAAAAAUUCUACCCGCAAAAUAUUUUUUGGGUCGGGGACGGCUGCGCAAAAAAACAGUACGAAUAAGGCAUUUCUUUAAUCUUAUGUAGUUUUUAUUUUUCUCGUGAAAUAAAUAUGUAAAUUUAGAUUGUUAAUAUAAGUUCUGAAAUAUAUUUUGUUUAUAGAUAAAUUAAUUACAGUGUAAAAAGUGACUUAAUUAAAUAUAAGGUCCAAGAAAUUAUCAAAAAAA
Molecule: messenger RNA, 1867 nt
Organism: Hydractinia symbiolongicarpus
Lineage: Eukaryota; Metazoa; Cnidaria; Hydrozoa; Anthoathecata; Hydractiniidae
Product: fibronectin type 3 and ankyrin repeat domains protein 1-like
Exons: 6
Coding region: 184-1197 (337 amino acids)
Biological process (GO): regulation of apoptotic process
Cellular component (GO): nucleus
Molecular function (GO): protein binding
Source: RefSeq, a predicted model, not a curated record